AUGCGGGCGCCCCAAAGCUGGAUCCUGUGGGUAUUCCUAGUAAAGAAGGGGUACCAGGAAACCGAUUCUGCCCCCCACUUCUCAGUGAUUACCAAACUCAAGGGGAUUUCAGUCACCGAAGUCAAGGACGCUGGAAACAGGCUGUGGGAUGUGGCAGAUUAUGUGAAGCCUUCUCAGGGAGAAAAUACGUUUUUUCUGGUGACCAAUUUCAUUACUACAACAAAGCAGGCCCAAGGUACCUGUCCUGAGAGCCCCUCUGUUUUAGAUGGGAUUUGCAGAGAAGAUGCAGACUGUCCCAUAGGAGACCCAGUGGUUCAUGGCAAUGGGAUAAAAACUGGGAAAUGUGUGAUGUUCAAUACUACCCAUUCUACCUGUGAGAUCUACAGCUGGUGUCCUGUGGAGAAUGACACCGUACCCAGGAAACCUCUUCUGGCUGAGGCGGAGAAUUUUACUCUUUUUAUAAAAAAUACUGUGAACUUCACCAAAUUUAACUUCUCCAAGUGCAACACUUUGCAAACCAGUGACCCCACCUAUUUCAAGAGCUGCACGUACGAUCCAUUUUUCAACCCAUCCUGCCCAGUCUUCCGUAUCCAUGACAUGGUGGAGGCAACUGGAGAGACCUUUGGGAAUCUUGCAUUGCUGGGGGGGAGCAUUGCAGUUUACAUCAAGUGGGACUGUGACCUGGAUCACCCUGCUGCCCAGUGCCAGCCUCAGUACUCCUUCAGCCUGCAGGACAGGAACUACAAUUUCAGAACUGCCUCCUACUACUGGGAUCCCCAAAAAAGGCACUACCGGAGCCUGCUGAAGCUCUACGGCAUCCGCUUUGACAUCUCUGUGCAUGGCCAGCAGGCUGGGAAGUUCAGUAUAAUUCCUGCUGCCGUGAGCCUCGGCGCCAGCAUCGCGCUCCUUGGUGCUGCCACAGUGGUCUGUGACCUGGUUCUGCUGUACCUGGAUUCAAAGGCGGACUUCUAUCGGAAGGAGAAGUUUGAGGAGGCAAAACCCCCAAAAGGUAAGGCAGAGGCCGCAGCAUAGCCACGAUGGUUUGGCCAGGACAUCGGGAAUUUUCAUCAACAAACACCGUUCCAUCUAGAGUUGACCUCCAAAUAGAUGUGAUGGGAGCACAGCUGAGGCCCAGGUGGAGGUGACUGCUAGAUCUCCUGGCCUGAUCAGGUGUGCACUGCUGGCGUUGAGAUCUGCCCUUCCUUGAGAAAUACUUGUAUCAGCGGUUCUUGGCAAAUGGAGCACAAAACCAUCCCACUUGGAAAGCCCUCACCUGUCAUCCCCUAGCACAACCCAAAGCCCUGCAGCUCCCAGAACAGACUGGCCAGUGCCCGAGUGCAGCCAUGCUGCAGAGCUGCUGUAUGAGCUGGAGUUUGCUGUAAAGUGGCUUGUCCAUGUUCAACAAAAAAGGCUUGAAGUGCUUUGUGCUUCUUCACUUUCUAGAUUGCCCUGGGGAUUUGAUUUCACAUGAAAAAGAGCAAUGAAAUGAAAUAAAGCUGCUCAGAGAGGGGGAGGUAGCUCUGCUCUGUCUCCAGUCUUGCAGGUGGCUGUUUGAAGGUUUUGCGGCACUGCUCUUUCCUUUGGGUCCCCACGUCCUUUGUCUAGUAGCAUACAGAAAGGACACUCAAUACCAAGAGUCCAGAAAGCAAUGGGCUGCCCUCGCCACCUUGUACCGUCCUGCUGCUCCAGUCCCUACAGGCUCUGCUCUCUGCUAAAUCCUCUCCGUGCUUGUCCCUAACGUGCAGACGUUCAGUGUGGCCUGAGCUAGGCAGAAACAUGUUUAACCAUGCAGCACCAUGCACAUGGCAGUCCACAGCUUCCAGUUGGAUGGCACAUUGCAGAGCUUCAUGUGAGCCACCAAGCUGCUUGGGAGCUCCCUGGGCAGCACAGCCUGAGCCCUUGUAGCCUUUCAUAGACCACUAAGGCCGGGAACAUCCCUGAGACAAUUCAAAGCAUUUGCCCCCACCUCAGCAGGCAGGGCCAGGUACUCCAUGGCAUCACGGGUGCUGGGGUGCAGCAACUGGCAUUGUUAGUUCAGCUAGUGUGUCUCUAGCUGG
Molecule: messenger RNA, 2057 nt
Organism: Struthio camelus australis
Lineage: Eukaryota; Metazoa; Chordata; Aves; Struthioniformes; Struthionidae
Source: RefSeq, a predicted model, not a curated record